UCCGGGUUUAGGUGCGACUGCGGGGUUGCCGAGCGCUCGGGAGACGAAGAGGGGUGAAUUUAGGUGUCCGAGGUUGCACCUGGAGGCGUGUGUAAGACUCUGCGGCCGAAGAAAGCUAUUAAGCUUCAUAUAUGGGUGAUUAAAAAAAAAAAAGCAUUGUCAGUUUUACUUGCUUGAUUCCUGCUUCUCAAUAGAUCUUAACUCCGCCUCCACAUCUGUUUGGUCUUGCACUGCCAGCUCUUUGCUUGGAAAGUGCUCUGCAUUGUUAGGGUCAUUAUUGCUCAUGCGGCCAUUCUCUUGUCAUCCUCACUCUCCGACUCAUUGGCGUGUGCCUUCAUGGACUGAGUAGGAUUAAUGGGUAGAUAUGAUGUUCCAGUGGUCUCUAAUUCUGGAUUAAAUACCAAAUGGGAAUUUCUAGCUCUGCGGAUAAUCUUAGACAUUGUUUUAUUUAAAGGUUGAUGACUGCAUGUUGUGAAAUCACUUAAAAUUCCCCUUUAUCAUACUCCUCCCUCGUUCCUUACCUCCCGUCCCCCCGCCCAAGUCCUCAAAGUGGUGAAAAUUUUGUUCCGAAGUUUUAUGGACCCAGCAGAAAUUCUCCCAUUCAUAAUUGUGGGACUAGUUUUGUUACCCGUAAUAUGAAAGGCACUGAGUUUAGCCCGGAAAAGAAAAGAAGGGUUAAAAUACCAGCGAGGAGGCUUCGUGAGGUAGUUUCUCCAAAUCAGGGAGAGAAUUUGGCUUUGCCGAAAGAGGAGUUGCCCCGUGUUCCUCCAGCGUUGUCUGCAAAUAAACGUCUUCCUCUUAGAACCGAGGCUAGCUUGACUGGAACGUUACGUGGUUCAUCAGACUUGACUUCUGCUAGAAAUUAUCAACAGCCUCCAUUAGAAAUUUCUACUGUGUCAGAAAGUGAUUUUUCUAAAGAUGUUGCAAUGCAAGAGUUGCCUCUGGAUAAACUGGAAGAGAGCAACAGACAAAAAGCAAAUGACAUCUUUAUUUCUCGGUAUACCAUGGGACAGAAGGAUGCUCUAAGAGCAGUUUUAAAGCAAAAGGCUCAAAACAUGCCUGUUUUUAAAGAAGUAAAGGUACAGCUUUUGGAAGAUGCAGGCACAGAAAAAGAUGCUGCUACUCAGGAAAUGAGAACUUCACCCAGUGGAAUUGAUUCAGCUACAACUGUGGCUGCAGCAACAGCAGCUGCCAUUGCUACAGCAGCCCCACUGAUAAAAGUACAGAGUGAUUUGGAAGCAAAAGUCAAUUCUGUUACAGAAUUACUCAAUAAGUUACAGGAGACUGAUAAACAGUUACAACGUGUUACAGAGCGGCAAACAAGCAUUCAGAAUAAACAUGAGAAACUACAUUGUCAUGAUCAUGAAAGGCAAAUGAAUGUGGUAAUGGAGCAGCACCUUAGGCAUCUUGAAAAAUUACAACAACAACAAAUAGAUAUUCAGAGUCAUUUCAUUAGUGCUGCGCUCAAGACCAGUAAUUUUCAGCCUGUUGCUGUGCCCGCUUCUAGAGUGAUGGAAAAGUAUUCCGUAAAACCAGACUUUUCUAAUCUUGGUAGCAGUAAUCUAUCUUCACAUAACACAUUUGCUUCCAAACAAGUUCCUUCUAGAGAGGUUGAAGAUACAGAUUUUGAUAAGCAGAAAUCUCCGUUAGAGACACCAGCACCUCGCAGGUUUGCUCCUAUACCUGUUUCAAAGGAUGAUAAAAUAUCAAAGAGGGAAAAUCCUAAGGAAGAAAAAGAAAAUAUGGAGAUGACAGAUCAUACAGAAAAUAUAAGACUAUUGGAACAGAUUUUGAGUAACCAUGAUUCUUUGACAAGAAAAAGUGAGCCUUCAGAUAAAACUUCACUAACUAGGUCAAAAAUAGGAUGGAAUCCUGAGAGGAGAGACAGCAUUGAUACACUAUCAUCUCAAAGAUUUCCUUUCAAUGAAGAACUAGGAGCAGCUAACUUGACUGUACAGGGGUCUGAUGAUUUUCUUCAUGAUCCUGGCCAAAAGAGGAAAGAAACAAAUGGCAUACUCCAGCCAAAGGAAUCUCUGAUUAUGUCAAGGCUUGCUGAUCUUCCACAGAAUUCCAUUAAGCUUCAAACAACCAAUAAGAGAUCCAUCUUGAAAGAUGCUGAGAAGAUUUUGAGAGGAGUACAAAACAAUAAAAAAGUCCUCGAAGAAAACCUGGAAGCUAUUAUUCGUGCAAAAGAUGGAGCUGCCAUGUAUUCAUUUAUCAAUGCUCUAUCUACUAACAGAGAGAUGUCAGAGAAGAUCCGGAUCAGAAAGACAGUGGAUGAAUGGAUUAAAACUAUUUCUGCAGAAAUUCAGGAUGAACUGGCAAGAAAAGAUUAUGAACAAAAGAGGUUUGAUCAGAAGAAUCAAAGGACCAAGAAAGCUCAGAAUAUGAGUAAAGAUAUUAAAACUCAGAAUAUGAGUAAAUAUAUUAAAACUAAUAUACAAGACAAAACAGUAAACAGUUCUGUAAUUCAAAGAAAACAUCCUCAAAAACAAAAAGAGGAACAUUUUAGAAAUCCACCCAUGAGGAGCAUGCCUGCUUCAAAUCUACAGAAAGAGAGAAAAGGAUUUUUGAAACCAACUGCAGUGUUACAAGAUGAGGAUUAUAUGUUACAAAUUUAUGGAAAACCAAUUUAUCAGGGCCAUCGCAGCACUCUUAAAAAAGGACCAUAUCUCCGAUUUAAUUCUCCAUCUCCCAAAUCUAAACCACAGAGACCAAAAGUAAUAGAACGAGUUAAAGGCACUAAAGUCAAGUCAAUAAGAACACAAACUGACUUUUAUGCAACAAAACCUGUGAAAAUGGAUUCUAAACCACAACAUUCUGUUACUACUGUGCUGCCUCCUGGUGAUCAGCAGUACUUGUUCAGCCCAAGCAGAGAAAUGCCUACUCUUUCAGGUACACUGGAAGGUCAUCUAAUUCCUAUGGCUAUUCUUUUAGGACAAACCCAAAGUAAUAGUGAUUCCAUGCCACCCACUGGAGUAAUUAUAAACAAGGCACACCCUGUAACAGUGACUACUUCUAUUCCUCCAUCAUCACGAAAAAUGGAAACUGGUAUAAAGAAACCUAACAUUGCAGUUAUAGAAAUGAAGUCGGAAAAAAAAGAUCCUCCUCAGCUUACUGUACAGGUAUUACCCAAUGUGGAUAUUGAUAGCAUUUCAAAUGGUAGUGCUGAUGUUGAUUUAUCUGUGCCUAGUCCCAAAGAAGAAUCUCCUCCUCUGAAAACCUGGAUACAGACCCCAGAAUUUACGAAGGUCGAUGAAGAAGAGGUGAAGUUUCCAGGAACAAACUUUGAUGAAGUAAUCGAUAUCAUACAGGAAGAGGAAAAACGUGAUGAAAUUCCAGAAUACUCUGAACCAAUUCUGGAGUUUAACAGAAGUGUUAAAGUUGUUUCUACAAAAUACAAUGGUCCACCAUUUCCUCCAGUUGCUUCUACUUUUCAGCCCACUACUGAUACUCUGGAUAAAGUAAUUCAGAGAAAAGAAACAUUGGAAAAUAGCUUAAUUCAGUGGGUAGAACAAGAAAUAAUGUCAAGAAUUAUCUCUGGGCUCUUUCCAGUCCAACAGCAGACCAUACCUAAUGUUAGUGCUUCAGUCAGUGAGGCAAGUGAAUCAUUGACUUCUGAUGUUGUGGAAGGAACAAGCGGUGGUGCCCUCCAGCUUUUUGUUGAUGCUGGGGUUCCUGUGAAUUCAGACAUGAUUAGCCAUUUUGUGAAUGAAGCUCUUGCUGAGACCAUUGCUGUCAUGCUGGGUGACAGAGAAGCAAAGAAUCAAGGUCCUAUUGCUACAAGUGUUUCUGGGGAUGUUUCAAUAAGCAACACACACUUGCCGGCAAGAAUAUGUACCCCAGUGGCUACCCCACAGCCAACUCCUCCUCGCUCACCUUCAUCACCUCCUAAGGAGCGUGUGUUAGUAAAAACUCCAGAUUCUUCUCCCUGUGAUUCAGAUCAUGAUUUAAGUAUUCCUGAGAAAGAAAUACUUGCUGAAAAAGGAAAUGAGGUGCCUGCCAUCACACUUGUUACUACUCCAGUGGUUACCCCUGUUACUACCCCUCCUCCUGCAGCAGCUCUUUCCCCAAGUUUGUCAGAGAUUUCCAUUGAUAAAUUGAAGCUCGCAGGCCCAGAGCUUCCUAAGCCAUGGAGUGAUGGAGACCUGCCACUGGAAGAGGAGAAUCCUAACUCUCCUCAAGAAGAACUUCACCCAAGAGCUAUUGUAAUGUCUGUGGCCAAGGAUGAAGAGCCUGAGACUGUGGAUUUCCCUCCUCAGCCUGCACCUCCAGAACUUCUGCUUCCUAUUGGCACCAAGACCCUUCCCCCCACACAGAUGCCAGGUUCUGAUUCAUCAACAACAGAAAGCACCUUGGGUGUUACUGUCACUGAAACUGAGACUCUGGAUAGACCUAUCUCCGAAGGAGAGGUUUUACUUAACUAUGGUCAAAAAGUGGCUCCCAGGAUUUUAGGAGAUGGAGGACUGUAUCUCAUGAACCUAAAUGAUAGCUUAUCCAGUACUCUACAUGAUGCCCUUGAAAUGGAUGAUGAUCCUCCCAGUGAAGGACAAGUAAUGAGGAUUCCCCAUAAAAAAAUUCAUGCAGAUGCAAUUCUUUCUCUUCUUGCUAAAGAAAACCAGGACUCUUUGGUUUCACCGCAAGCAGCCUACCAUUCAGAGGACUUGGAAAACAGUGCAGGUGAGCUUAGUGAGGGACAAAGGCCUGGGCUGACAGCAGCAGCAGAGAACAUCUUCCUGGGGCGUUCUGUCUCUAUGCAGCCACCUGCCACUAAUGUGGGGUCUUUGGGUCAAAAAUGUGCUCCUAAGUCACUAUCUCAGCAAUUUGACACAGUUACAGGUUCUGGUUAUGAAGAUUCAUGUGCUAGUCAUGGUCCAAUGAGUUUGGAAGAAUUGGAGUUUCAGCCAAAUUCCAACCUUGCUCUUCCCACAACUCUUCUGACAGCACAAGAAAAUGAUGUUAAGUUAUCAGGAGCAGCUGAAGAUAUUCAUCAGUACCAACAAAAACAUGACCAAGAACAUAAGCAAGUUGAACAUAAGCCAGCACAAAGUCGUUUAAUACGUGUAAGAAGUAAAUCUGAUACUUCGUUUUCACAGCAACAAGGUGGUAAAGCAGUACCACUUAUCACUUCAGAGCCAUCACCUGCCAUGAUGUCUGUGACGCUGCCCUCAGUGAAACUGGAGAAGUGUUCUCAAUCUCCGAGCAUUAGCACUGUCCAGGAAGACAUAGAGUCCUCAGGAACAGACACCUUCUGAAAAGGAAGGGAGAGCCAGCAUAAUAUGUGUGCCACUGGUUUUGAAGUCAUUUUUCUCUGGUAUAAAACCAUGUCUCAGACAAUUUUGGGUUUUGAGCAUAUUCUGAAAAAUAAUUUCUAAAUUUUUUAUGAAAGUAAAAAGCAUAAUUUGGGUAGUUAGGUAAAAUUUUUAAAUAAAAUAAUUUAAAGACCAAUCAUCUUGAGUCUGAAUUAUUUCUUAGAAUCCUGAGGCAGCAUAGAGGAGUGGAAAGGGCAUGACUUUUGGCAUCUGAAAAUUUAUUCUACGGAUAUAAUUGCCUGUAGUUAUGAAAUGAUGUUGCUCAAGGCUAUUCAUUUCAAAUAUUUGGCAGUAAUAUAACACCUAUCAAUAAGGGACUGACUGAAAAAGUGAUGUUAUAUCUGUACAAUGG
This is a messenger RNA of Nyctereutes procyonoides (raccoon dog), 5664 nucleotides long. Its product is annotated as KIAA0586 ortholog. The record is from RefSeq and is a predicted model, not a curated record. NCBI's taxonomy places the organism in Eukaryota, Metazoa, Chordata, Mammalia, Carnivora, Canidae. Gene Ontology annotation, biological process: smoothened signaling pathway. The coding region runs from base 636 to 5255 and encodes 1539 amino acids. Gene Ontology annotation, cellular component: centriole; ciliary basal body. The transcript is spliced from 30 exons.